AUGAUUAGCUACUUCAGCAUAAUUCUAGCCUGGCCAUCAUCAACACAUGCGACUUGGCUAGAACAAGGCUACCACGACCCCAGCAGCUUGUACCACCUGUCGGCUCGACCUAUCUCGAUUGAAUCCGACUUUCUGGUUGGCCAAUCAUCCGAUUGGUCUGUGCUGAACCUAGCGGCCAGUGGCAAUGUUUUAGCCACGUGCCCACGCUUAGGCUUGAGAUCAAGCCGACAUUUUUCUGACGAAAUACAGCAUCAGCCCAGUCGGGGUCAAGUCUGCUGA
Protopolystoma xenopodis is the source of this 279-nucleotide messenger RNA. The record is from the annotation of a GenBank genome assembly. NCBI's taxonomy places the organism in Eukaryota, Metazoa, Platyhelminthes, Monogenea, Polystomatidea, Polystomatidae.